CUGUUGCUAUGGAUACUCGGAGGUUAUGCGCUGAGGAGUUUAUCAAUGGCCUCACAAACGCAAAUAGAAAUCGUUGGCGUAGUUAAAGACCCACAUUUUCAUGCUGCCAGAAGUAUAGCCGAGGAACUCAAACAACUGUUUCCUGAUGAUUUUUUGGAUCCAGAAAUUGUGCCCCUUCUUGAAUUCGACUGGCAUGAAUACCUGUGCAACAAGAAACGGGAGCUGCGUGGUGAUGUGUGGGAGUAUCCCAGCAAUGUGAUAUGCUUCCUUAAUGGCGUUUUCCUCGGUAAUGAAAAGCAGCUCGCCAGCUGGGCAGAGAAUCAGUGGAAUUUCACCGCCACUCAUCCAGAGGAUUUCUAUACGGCUAUCACUGAGGAGAGCUACGCCAAACACCUUCAGAACACUGGACAUAAGUUUGUCUUCAUGGAUAUUGUUAUAGCAGGAGAAGAUCCUGAGAGGAUAAGUUUUGAGCUGUUCUCCGAUGUGUGUCCAAAGGCAUCAGAGAACUUUGAGGCUCUAUGCACAGGAGAACAGGGAACAUCAGAGAGUGGCCUCCCACUCCACUACAAGGGCUCUCUGUUUCAUCGCAUUGUGCCCAAUGGCUGGGUGCAAGGUGGAGAUAUUUCUCCUCAAAGUAAAGGUGAUGGGGGCGAGUCAAUCUAUGGACCAACUUUUGAAGACGAAAGUUUUGCUAUUUCCCACUCAAAACGGGGCAUUUUGGGAAUGGCCAACAAGGGUCCCCACACCAACGGAUCCCAGUUCUACAUCACCUUGCAGCCAACGCCCUGGAUGGACAAAACCUAUGUUGCCUUUGGUCAAGUGAUUGAAGGUGUAGAAGUCCUGAAGAAAUUAGAAGAGUCCAAGACUUUCAAUGAAAGACCCAAAUAUGAAUGCAGAGUGUCAGCUUGUGGAGUGCUACCAAUAUAGUGCCCAUUAAUUACUCACUUUAUUUAGUAUUUUAUCACUUUUUGAUGCAGUAAAUUGAAGAACAAACUCACUUCUGUGUUUAUCCACACUUUCCUGCUCAGAGAAAAAAAAAGCUUAAAUGUAAUUCUAUUAUUUUACUUUAUUUGACUUGUGAAAAUCAGAGUCCUGUAGAAACCCUGUAGUUUGUAUGCAAGAGUAGGACACAGCUUGAGUAACAAAAUUGGGUGUAUUGGCGAGAUUUUUUGUUGCUGGAGGUGGUGGUAUUGUUUUUAUCACGCUUUUCUAACAUGUCGGAGACAAAUUGUUCUUAUCUUAGCAUUUUGGAAUAUUUGUGGUGUUCUCCCUGAUAAAAGAACAAUUUUGUCAGCACGUAUUUCAACAGUGUUGCAAGUUUAAUUUUGGUUAUUUUUUACUUCAUUACGCUAAAUGGAUAGAUGAAUGUGGAUCCUCAUUUCACAUUGAAAAUAGAGAAGAUGUGACUCUACUUCUGCUAAGAAAAGUUAUUUCUGUAAAUGAUUCCAGGUGGUCUAAGAGAUAAAAACUAUUAAAAGAAUCUUUGGGUGGAAAAUUGAAGAAACGCAAUGCAGUCCAGGGUUAAAAUCAAAGCGUUGAAAUAUUCAAAUUUCCCCUUUAUAUUUAUUAUAAAAACACUAUAUUUAUUCAAGAAUAAUCUAAGCCAGAUCUCCCCAGUGUGCUGCAGGUCUUGUACAGACCCCAAUCUGAUGUACUUUGGGUGUCAGCAAUUAAAUAAAUACUGAUAUAAAAAGGGAAAAAAUACAUAUAAAUUUGAUAUGAAGUUCCAGCUCAUGUUUGUACAAAAGUAAAGUAGACCUGUGGUAUUGCACUGUUUUUCUAUAUGACUCGAUUUAAGGUUAGAAGGGAAAAAGAAAGAGGAAUAAAUUUUUUUUAAAAGAA
Molecule: messenger RNA, 1842 nt
Organism: Poeciliopsis prolifica (blackstripe livebearer)
Lineage: Eukaryota; Metazoa; Chordata; Actinopteri; Cyprinodontiformes; Poeciliidae
Gene: ppil6
Product: peptidylprolyl isomerase (cyclophilin)-like 6
Exons: 8
Coding region: 46-927 (293 amino acids)
Biological process (GO): protein peptidyl-prolyl isomerization
Molecular function (GO): peptidyl-prolyl cis-trans isomerase activity
Source: RefSeq, a predicted model, not a curated record